Messenger RNA from Magallana angulata, 2129 nucleotides. RefSeq lists its product as uncharacterized. The record is from RefSeq and is a predicted model, not a curated record. NCBI's taxonomy places the organism in Eukaryota, Metazoa, Mollusca, Bivalvia, Ostreida, Ostreidae. The coding region runs from base 29 to 1867 and encodes 612 amino acids. The transcript is spliced from 4 exons.
UUCAGGUCCAAGUGAACCAUGCAAGAGAAUGAAAACAUCCGGCUGUGCUAGUCCACCCUCUAUUACACUAAGCAUUCCUAGUACGUCGAAGAGUCAUGCAAACUGUGUUAUAUGCAAAAAACCUGGUCCAAAGCUCAUUGUUGUGACUCAGUAUGCCCGCGUCAGAGCCUUCAUACGGAAAGAAAUGUUUGUUCCUGCCGGUUCGAGGUGUUGCCCAAAACAUAUUGCAGACAAUGAGUUUACUGUCGAUGCUCUACAAAAGAUGCAGCAAACUAACCCUGACACAAAUAUCAACAGAACAGCGACUGUGGAAUUGCUUCAACAAACCAGAGACUUUGCUAUACGGAAUGAAAAUACUAGACUUAACUUUGACAACCCAAAUAGCAUGGAUAAUGAAGACUAUUAUAACCUUACUGGGUUGACGAAGGACCAGUUUGAAGAAUUACUCUCAUACCUGAAAGAUGUUGACAUCAGAGCAUCGAAGACCAGAAGUGCAAGGACUUGUAUUGCGAUUCUUUUGACAAAACUGCGUUGUGGAAUGAGUAAUCACUUACUCGGAACCCUCUUUGGCUUGCAGAAAUGGCAGGUAAGGCGUGCGGUACUGACAGCAAAACAUGCUCUAAUGUCAAACUUUGUUCCCCAUCAUUUGGGAUUUCCCCACAUUGCUAGGGAAGACGUUAAAGAAAACCACACCCGUCCAUUAGCUAAAGAACUACUCUGCAAUGUAGCUGAAAAUCCAGUAAUACUAGUACUUGAUGGGACGUAUAUUUACCUGCAGAAAAGUGGCAAUUUUACAUUCUCAAGAAGAUCAUACAGUACUCAUAAACAUAGGCCGUUGGUUAAACCCAUGAUAGUGGUCACAACAUCGGGGUACAUUGUUUCCGUACUUGGUCCAUACCUGGCUGACUCUAAGAAUUCGGAUGCAAAGAUUUUGAAGCAUAUGAUAGAAACGAACGUAGAAGAAAUUAAGGACUGGAUACAGGAAGACGACAUAUUCAUAGUCGAUAGAGGGUUUAGGGAUGCAGAAGCUCUACUGAGUGACAUUGGAAUCCACAUUGAAAUGCCUUCCUUCUUAACACGUGGAGCAAAACAACACUCAACAGAAGAGUCUAAUGCAACACGUCUAGUUACAAAACUGCGAUGGGUUGUGGAAAGUGUGAAUGGUAGGCUCAAGACCUGGAACUACUUAGAUAGGACAAUUCCUAAUAGUCAGAUUCCACACAUCGGAGACUAUGUUCGCAUCAUAAGCGCCAUAUGUAAUAAAUUCAGGCCUGAUGUUAGUGUAGCAGUUGAGAGCGACCUAUCCACUGCUGCAAAGAUGCGUUUUCUUUCAAAGGAAGCGAAUGUACUUAAAGAAUAUGUAGAAAGAAACGGUCUGGACAAACGGGAAAUAAGAUGGCAGAAGAUCGACGCCAGCGAUGCAAGUAUUGCAUUUCCUCAACUUUCAGAAGAAGAAAUACGAGAGUUAACGAUGGGGGUAUACCAGAUAAAGCUAGCUAAGUCUUAUGCCCAAGAACAUGUUGAUAAAGAUGGAAACUAUGAAAUUCUUGUCAACAAUGACCAUGAUGGUAUCCUAUGCGCCAAACUUCAAAGCAGACAUGUCUCGGCAAAGAAAUAUAUGUUGUGGAUUGGUUUUGAUGAGAUGAGCAUUAAGUCAUGGUUCUGUAAAUGCAAAGUAGGAUCUAGAGUUGUGGGUAUGUGCGCCCACAUCACAAGUGUUAUAUGGUUUUUGUCAUAUGCAAAAUACAAAGACAUUCAAAACCUUGGUGUACGCAAUUGGUGCAGCUACGUUGAUGACGCUGCAGCGUUGCCUGUGGAUAAUUCUGAUAGUGAAGAAGACAGUCUUGUCGGAAAUGAAGAGGAAUAAUAUGAACAAAAUGAUUGUGUUUUAUAUUUGGUUCCAUUUGAAUUGAGCGAGAGAGAGAGAGAGAGAGAGAGAGAGAGAGAGAGAGAGAGAGAGAGAGAGAGUACUAUAGUGUUUGAGAAGUUUUACGGAGAGAGUGUGAGGGGAAAAUAUAUAGCAACGUGCUUAGCAAAAAGUGUUUCCUUGACAAUAUGUUUAAAUAUAUUCGAUGAGAAAGAGGGAGAGAGUUAUUUUCAUGUUGGUACUCUUUUUAAUAGUAGGUAGU